Messenger RNA from Rotaria socialis, 342 nucleotides. Lineage: Eukaryota; Metazoa; Rotifera; Eurotatoria; Philodinida; Philodinidae. The record is from the annotation of a GenBank genome assembly.
AUGCAAUUGCGUUUUUUUAUAGUGGCGUUUGGUGGCCAAGGAUAUGGUACCCCACCGGCAGUCGCAUUUAUUUGUGCUUGUUUUGCUAAAACAUGGGUGAUUUCGAUUCCAAUGAUUUAUGCAGGCAUAUCGACACAAUUUCAUCUGAGCAUUGUCAAACACAAUACAUUAGAAGGUUUGCACUCGGCCAACCGUGUAGCUCCUGAACAAACAAUAACCUUGCAGAAUCAAACAGCAAUCCAUCUAAAUGAAACUGUUAAACAUGAAAAAUCAUGGCAAUCUCAAUUAGCAAGCGAAAAUAUUAACCUCUUAAUCAUUAAUUCCUGUUAUGUGCUUAUGUAA